Messenger RNA from Cucumis melo (muskmelon), 1292 nucleotides. Its product is annotated as NADPH:quinone oxidoreductase-like. NCBI's taxonomy places the organism in Eukaryota, Viridiplantae, Streptophyta, Magnoliopsida, Cucurbitales, Cucurbitaceae. The transcript is spliced from 3 exons. The record is from RefSeq and is a predicted model, not a curated record. Gene Ontology annotation, molecular function: FMN binding; oxidoreductase activity. The coding region runs from base 560 to 1162 and encodes 200 amino acids. Gene Ontology annotation, cellular component: cytosol.
UAACCGUUAUUAGAAACCAUUGCCUCAAAAUUAGGUCUCCUAACAAAUUUUAAAUUUCCUCUUUCAAGAGAAUUACUGAUUUCAUAUGUAUAUUUACAAAGUUUUCUCAUAUAACUUUUCCUUCCAAUUCACUCCUAAUUUUAUGAUUAAAUUGGUUAGCUGAAUGCUACUUUUUUAUUUUAUAAAGAUAGAACAUGAUUAUGUGUGGACUCUCUUAAUAUUUAUAAAGUUGUAUUAUUAUUUUGAGCUUUUACAAAAGGUCUUAAAAUUUAUAAUUAUAUACCAAAAAUUUAGAAGACUACAUUUAAAUUUGAAUUUGAUUGUAUUUGAAAAUGCUUCUAAACAAAAAGAUGAAAAAGCUAGGAUCAAACUAAAGAAUAUAAAAAGAAAAGAAAGAAUAGAAAAUAAGUAGGAAAAGAAAGUGGGCGUUGGGAGUUGGGUGUAUAAAAAGGAGCAUUACGGAUGAUUGAUUGUCAUUGGGGUGUGUUCAAAGAGAAAGAGUGUUUUUUUUGAAAACCUAAUUUUGAAUAUCAUAUCAUCACAUCCAAUAAUCAUCUCGAUGGCAUCGGUGGGGGUUACGGCCAAUAAACCGGUGGUGAAAGCGGUGGCUUUAUGCGGCUCUCUUCGUAAGGCUUCCUUUAAUCGUGGCCUUAUUCGAGCCGCGAUGGAGAUUUGUAAGGAGGAAUCGGGAAUUGAAAUCGAGUACCUGGAAGUGGAGCCCUUGCCCAUGCUUAAUACCGAUCUUGAAACUCCAGACGGAGGUUUUCCCCCGGUCGUUGAGGCUUUCCGCCACAAGAUCCUUCAUUCCGAUUGUAUUCUCUUCGCUUCUCCCGAGUAUAAUUACUCUCUUGCCGCUCCCUUAAAGAAUGCAAUUGACUGGGCAUCAAGACCACCAAACGUGUUUGCCGGGAAGGCAGCGGCGAUAAUGAGUGCGGGCGGUGGAUUCGGCGGUGGGUUGGCACAAUUCCAUCUCCGGCAAGUGGGAGUGUUUUUGGACCUUCACUUCGUGAACAAGCCUGAGGUUCAUGUGCAUGCAUUUCAACCACCUCUCAAGUUCAACCAAGACGGUGACUUGAUCCAUCAACAAACCUAUCAUCAAUUGAAACAACUUCUUCUUUCCCUUACCAACCUUUCUCUACGACUCCAAUCCAAUUCCAAUUAAUUACACUUUGUUUUCCCUUCCUUUUCUCUUAAUUCCGAUAUCCUCCCUUCAAUAAGUUAUUACAAUUAAUACCUCCCUUGCAAUCAUAUAUAAUCAUAAUCAAUAAUAAUCAUCUUUGUAUUGUGUGUUA